Molecule: messenger RNA, 1090 nt
Organism: Rhagoletis zephyria (snowberry fruit fly)
Lineage: Eukaryota; Metazoa; Arthropoda; Insecta; Diptera; Tephritidae
Product: phospholipase B1, membrane-associated-like
Biological process (GO): phospholipid metabolic process
Molecular function (GO): glycerophospholipase activity
Source: RefSeq, a predicted model, not a curated record
AUUUUUCGUUUCACAUAAAUUACUCAGAUUCAAUGUCGCCGAGCUGGGUGCUAUGUCGCGCGACAUACCGUACGAAGCGCAGGUGAUUGUCAAACGUAUGUCACGUGACCCCAAAGUGAACAUGACUGCCGAUUGGAAGCUCAUCACACUACUCGUUGGUAAUAAUGAUUUUUGCUCUGAUGUUUGCUUUCUACCACGACCUGAGGAUGCAAUUAAAAGGCAUGAGGAGAAUAUGGUGAAAACUUAUCGUUAUUUGCGUGACAAUGUACCACGCCUUAUGCUGAAUGUAGUACCAGCACCAAGGCUGGACUUUUUGGUGGGCCUUAGCAGUAAGACGCCAGUGUGUCAUACUACUCUAACAUUUGAAUGCCCCUGUUUGGUGGGGAAGCCCAAGCAGCAAGUAGCGAGGAUGAAACAAUUAAUGAAAAAGUGGGCUGCUAAGGAUAGGGAGAUAGUGAAUAGAGCUGAGUUCAAUUCGGAGACAUUCACCAUCAGCAUACAACCAUUUACUUUAUUUGAUGACUUCUUCCCGUCCAGCGAUGACGCGGGCAAAUUCAAGUUUCUUUCAGAGGACUGUUUCCAUCUUAGUCAGCGUGGACAUGCUAUUAGUGCCAAUUAUCUGUGGAAUAAUAUGUUGGAAGACGACGACAAUAAAAGCAUUAUGACGGAACCAAGACUGUUGGAGAAUUUCCACUGCCCGACAGCGGAACACCCUUAUUUUAUGACACGCGUCAACAGCCGUAAAGAUUUUCAAUUGUGACUUUGAUUUUGAACUUCGAUUAACGGUCGCGAGACGUCACGUUUUAUCGAUUGAUUUCUGGGGGAAAAAUGUGAAUAAUUCAAUAAUAAAAUUCUGUGAUAAAUUAGAUAUAAGUGCAUAGAGCCAAUAGUCUUAGUUAGUCAUGUGCCGAUACAUAUGCUUGCAAAUACAUUUACAUACUACACGUAAAAUUGACUUUGCAAUAAAAAACCUAUAAGUAUUUAUAAAAUAGUCAUACAUUACGAAUAAACGUAAGUACGGGAAUAAAUUGUUUAAAUGCUAGUUAUUAAUGCAAAAUAUAAACGUGAUAUUUGUAAAAUAAAUAUGUAU